Messenger RNA from Cryptomeria japonica (Japanese cedar), 2784 nucleotides. RefSeq names its product pre-mRNA-processing factor 39-1. Bases 173 to 2395 code for a protein of 740 amino acids. Gene Ontology annotation, cellular component: U1 snRNP; U2-type prespliceosome; commitment complex. The transcript is spliced from 13 exons. The record is from RefSeq and is a predicted model, not a curated record. Gene Ontology annotation, molecular function: protein binding. NCBI's taxonomy places the organism in Eukaryota, Viridiplantae, Streptophyta, Pinopsida, Cupressales, Cupressaceae. Gene Ontology annotation, biological process: mRNA 5'-splice site recognition; RNA processing.
AUUAUACAAGUAAGCUUACUUCAACGGUGGGGGACCAUAAAAUAGUUGGUCGACGGUUACAGUUAGGGUUAAGGAAGACCAGAGGAUUUUUUACAAGCCCAUCUGAAGAAACUGAAGAGGGGAGGAAGAGUAGUCAAGACAACCAUAACUAGUAACAUCCUACAUUAUUACAAUGGAAGAACCAGAGCUACAACACUCUCAGAAUGGGGGUUUUGAAACUCUUCCCACUUCCACUAACAUCACUGCCACUGAUAAUAACACCACCACUGCCAACUUUAACGAUCAUACGAAUGCUGAUGCAACGCACAAUGGAGAUGCUUCUGUGGCAGAUCAAAGUUCUGUUCAGACCCAACAAGAUGCACAACCAGUGGAGACGACAAUAAUCCCUACAGAAGAAGAUAGAUUAUGGGGUAUAGUAACAAAAAAUUCAUCAGACUUUACUUCAUGGACUUCUCUAAUUCAAGAGACAGAAAAGACGGAAAGUUUGGAAAAGAUUUGCAAAGUAUAUGAUGCUUUUUUGGCAGAGUUUCCUCUAUGUUAUGGGUACUGGAAAAGAUAUGCUGAUCAUCAUGAGGCACUUGUGGGUAGUCCUGAUAAGGUUGCUGAGGUCUAUGAGCGAGCAGUACAAGCUGUGACAUACUCUGUUGACAUUUGGAUGCAUUACUGUGCCUUUGCGACAUCAAAGUUUGAAGACCCAAAUGAUAUUCGAAGGCUAUAUGAAAGGGGUUUGUCAUACGUACAGAUGGACUAUUUAUCACACCUUCUCUGGGAUAAGUACAUUGACUUUGAAUAUUCACAGCAAGAAUGGAGUCGUGUGGCACAAAUUUACACCCGAAUCCUGCAGACACCCAUUCAACAACUUGAUCGCUACUAUGAAAGCUUUAAUCAACUUGCUAACUCUCGGCCUUUGGUGGAGUUACAAACAGCAGAGAAUAUCUCUUCAGCGCCUGCAGCUGUCCUUGCAGAUACAAGUGGGCAAGGACCUGAAGGAACCACUGACAGGGAAGCUGUCAAGCCUGGUGGUACCAGUCCAUCAGAAAAAGAGGAAUUGGAGAAAUAUCUUGCAUUUAGAGAAGAAAUUUAUAAGAAAGCAAAAGAGUUUGAUGCAAAGAUCUGUAAUUUUGAAGCAGCUAUCCGCAGACCUUACUUCCAUGUUAAACCUCUUGAUGACAUUCAACUUGGCAAUUGGCAUCAAUACCUUGAUUUCAUUGAGAAAUGGGGGGAUACUGAUAGAAUAGUGAAAUUGUAUGAAAGAUGCCUAAUUGCAUGUGCCAACCAUCCAGAAUAUUGGACUCGAUAUGUCCAGUGUAUGGGAGCUUGUGGCAAGAUGGAGAUAGCAAGCAAUGCACUUGUUCGUGCAACAGAUGUUUUUGUUAAGAGACGGCCAGAGAUUCACAUUUUUGCUGCAAGAUUUAAGGAACAAAUUGGUGAUAUUGAUGGUGCACGCACAGCAUUUCAGACUCUUGUUGAGUUAGCUCCUGAACUUGUUGAAGCUGUUGUUAAACAUGCAAACAUGGAGAAACGCCUGGGAAACUUUGAAGGGGCUAUGUCAAUCUUUGAAAAGGCAAUUGAACGAGAAAAAGGAAAAGAAGAAUCACGUACAUUGCCUCUGCUUAUCAUUCAGUACACUCGCUUCCUUCACCAGUUGGAAGACAAUGUAGAUAAAGCAAGAGAACUUUUGUUUCAUUCAUUGGAGCUAUUGCCAAAUUCGAAACCUCUCAUAAUGGCAGCAAUUCACUUUGAGUCAACAUCCAGGAGCUCAAGAGCACUUGAUUACUUGGACUCUAUUGUAGACUCUGCAACUAAGUCUGAUGGAUCCCAAAACCUAAGCUCAUCAGAUCGGGAGGAGUUAUCAAGGAUAUUUACAGAAUUUGUUGAUGUCUUUGGAGAUAUAGAUGCUGUUAGAAAAGCUGAAGCUCGUCACAAACAAUUAUUUCCAGUACGCAAGACUCACGCAGUUUCUAGAAAACGUACUUUAGCAGACAGCAGCAUCUCAGACAAGGUUAAAGUACUUAAGACAAGCACAUCUUCUGAGUCUCCUGCACUAUCUAAUACUUACCCAAAUGGGCAAUCCCAGUGGGGUGCUGGCUAUGGUGCUCAAGGUUAUGCUCAGCAGCCUCAGAAUUGGCAGCAUGUACCUCCUCAACAAUCACCUUAUGUACAACCUCAACAAUGGAAUCCUGGCUAUGAUCAACAGGGAGCUUACAGUUCAUAUGGGGGCUAUGCUAACUACAGUCCUCAACAGCAACAGCCACAACAGCAACCACAAAGUUAUGGUGGUUAUGGUCAAGGAUAUCCUCCACAGCAAAAUUAUGGGCAACCUGCACCUCCAUACACGGCCCCUCAGCAGCAACCUUCUGCACAGCCAGGCUAUUAUGCUGGGGGGUAUUAUUGAGGCACUGUAAAGUUCUCUAGAGUUCUUGAAAACAGUUCUCUAUAUUAUUUCAAGUUUCAACUUCUUGUUCAUUUCGACAGUUCUCUUUUACUAAGAGAGAAUUACAGAAGGUUGUUUGCUGGAUGUAACUGCAAGAACAAUUUCAGUUCUCUUAGCUGCAUUAUUUGGUGAGCGCUUGUCUAAAUAACCAAAUGAGCAACAGGAAAUUUGACAAUAUUGUCUUACCAGGAUGAGGAAUGUUUACUUAUGAACUAUCUUAUAUCUUUCCUUUUUUCAGUAUGCUGAAAGCGCAAAUAUUUGCAUUGAAAUAUGGUACUUAAUUAUCACUGAGAUCAAUUAUUUGGAGAAUGUAUAUGCCUAGAUUUAAUGUUUCUCAACUCUUGUUUAAA